Messenger RNA from Benincasa hispida (wax gourd), 1230 nucleotides. Its product is annotated as universal stress protein PHOS32-like. Lineage: Eukaryota; Viridiplantae; Streptophyta; Magnoliopsida; Cucurbitales; Cucurbitaceae. The record is from RefSeq and is a predicted model, not a curated record.
AAACAUCUUCUCUAAGACCUUCCGCCACCUUCCUUUUGUUCUACUCCAAUUUCUUGCAUUUUCCAUUCCCAACCAGUUCGCCGGAAAUCUCUGAGCGUCCAUUUCCCUAGUUUUCUCUAACCACCUUCGAUUUUCUUCAUGGAUCCUCACCAGCAGCUUCGAAAUCACUCUUUAGACCCUGACCCCCAACUUCCCUCCAUCAAAAUUCACCAUCCAGCCUCCCCUCGCCACCCCUCCGCCACCACGCCCGUCGCCACCCCCACCCCCACCGCCGGCGCCCGCCGCAAGGUAGGCGUCGCCGUCGACCUUUCCGAAGAGAGUGCUUUUGCGGUCCGCUGGGCUGUCCAACACUACCUUCGCCCCGGUGAUGCUGUUAUUCUUCUCCAUGUUAGCCCUACUUCCGUCCUCUUCGGCGCCGAUUGGGGAUGCAUUGACAUUUCCCUGGACACUGCUGCUGAUAAUCCCGACGACGAGGAUGUUGCCGAUGGUGAAAACAAUCAAAAUCAGAACCGCACCGAGCGGUCAAAGCGUAAAUUGGAGGACGAUUUUGAUGCCUUCACUGCCUCGAAAGCUGCCGAUCUAGCCAAACCUAUAAAAGAUGCUCAAAUUCCGUACAAGAUUCACAUAGUGAAGGAUCAUGACAUGAGAGAGAGGCUGUGUUUGGAAGUGGAGAGAUUAGGGCUCAAUGCCCUAAUCAUGGGCAGUCGCGGCUUUGGUGCAGCUAAGCGCGGUAACGACGGCGGCCUUGGGAGUGUUAGCGAUUAUUGCGUUCAUCAUUGUGUGUGUCCUGUGGUUGUGGUUCGGUUUCCGGAUGAGAAGGACGGUGGUAUUAGCGGCAGCGCUGCGGUGGUGCUUAAGGAGGACGGCGACACCGAGAUGAAGUCUGAAACUUCGGAAGCGGCGGAGUCUUAAGGUUAGAUAUCUCUGUUUGCCGAGAUUGCUUCUUGUAUUGUUAUGGGUUUUCUUGGUUUGUUUUCUGAUGCCAGAAGCGACUCAAGUGUAGCUGUAGUUUAGUUUUCCAUUGGAGCAAAGUUGAAUGUAUGGUAUGAUCAGAAUGUUAUAAAAUUUGCCAGAUAUUCUCCAUUUUGAUGUUUGUUUAGAAGUGUAUGACUAUGGUGGACUUGUUUCUAUUCUCGCUUUCAAUAACUUUUUAUGUAAUUAUGUUAUAUGUAGUUGAAUACAGAACAUAUUGUGUGUUGAUUGUAUAUAUUAUCAUUUGGAUUGGUGGAA